This is a messenger RNA of Cygnus olor (mute swan), 918 nucleotides long. It is a transcript of the gene ARL3, whose product is annotated as ADP ribosylation factor like GTPase 3. Gene Ontology annotation, biological process: cilium assembly. The transcript has 6 exons. Gene Ontology annotation, molecular function: GTP binding; GTPase activity. The coding region runs from base 125 to 673 and encodes 182 amino acids. Gene Ontology annotation, cellular component: cytoplasm; microtubule cytoskeleton. The record is from RefSeq and is a predicted model, not a curated record. Lineage: Eukaryota; Metazoa; Chordata; Aves; Anseriformes; Anatidae.
CGCGCCGCCAGCCCCGCCCCUCUCGUGGGGCGGACGCACGGCGGGGAAGCGGUGACGCGCUUACGCACGGCGGCGGCGCGUGCGUGACGCAGUUGCCCAUGGUAACGCCGGAGCCGCGCCGAGGAUGGGUUUACUCUCAAUCCUGCGUAAACUGAAGAGCACCCCAGACCAGGAGGUAAGGAUCCUCCUCUUGGGACUGGAUAAUGCAGGCAAGACCACACUCCUGAAACAGUUGGCAUCGGAGGACAUCAGCCACAUCACACCAACACAGGGCUUUAACAUCAAAAGCGUACAGUCCCAGGGCUUCAAGCUGAACGUAUGGGACAUAGGCGGACAGAGGAAGAUCAGGCCGUACUGGAGGAACUAUUUUGAAAACACUGAUAUCCUUAUCUAUGUCAUUGACAGUGCAGAUAGGAAGAGGUUUGAAGAAACGGGUCAGGAGCUGGCUGAGCUUUUGGAUGAAGAAAAGCUUAGUGGAGUCCCCGUGCUCAUAUUCGCUAACAAGCAGGAUUUGCUGACGGCUGCCCCUGCUUCAGAGAUUGCCGAGGGACUGAACCUACACACAAUCCGUGACAGAGUCUGGCAGAUCCAGUCUUGUUCGGCUCUUUCUGGAGAGGGAGUACAGGACGGCAUGAAUUGGGUGUGCAAAAAUGUCAAUGCUAAGAAGAAAUAAAGCGGUGUGAGCUGCAUGGAAAUGGAGGAGCGGUGGGAGCAGAAUUCUAGCCCGAAAACACUAAUUUGCUGCUUUCUGACCAAAUGUUUUUCCAUCUGUGCACAGCUACAGCUGUUAAAAGAAAAAAAAAAAAAGAAAGAAAAAAAAGGGAACAACAUUGGUUAAAAUCUACUGCUGGAUUUGGAACUUGACCUGCUCUUUAGUAUCAUUUUUUAUCCCAAUAAAGGAAUGAUAUAUUUCCUCCC